AUGAUGAAUUUCGAUAAUCUCUUUCGACGUUUUAUAUUAACUCAAUCAUUUGUACGUGGUUGUGGAAAUCCAUUUCAUUUACAAGAAAUUUUUACCUAUCGACGUGAAAAAAUUGGUGUACGAGAUGAAUGUUUAAAACUUGUACCAGCUGAAAAUAUACAAAAAAAUACUGUUGAAAUAAUUAAACAAGAGAUAAAAGAUAAUCAAAAUUAUAUGAAUGCUCGAUUUCGUUCACCACUUGCUACACACCCACACCCUCAUUGA
Messenger RNA from Rotaria sordida, 264 nucleotides. Lineage: Eukaryota; Metazoa; Rotifera; Eurotatoria; Philodinida; Philodinidae. The record is from the annotation of a GenBank genome assembly.